UCCUAAUCAAAUUGUAUUACAACUUCUAUUGUAAGCACUACAGGAAACUGCUUCUUAAACAGAAAUGGAUUGGAUUACUCCCAUUUCAUUAUCAUUCCUGUUUGGCAUUAUGAUGAUGUUGCUUUUGAAAACUAGAGGUUUCUGGAAGAACAGCUCUCAGCUUCUUCCCCCAGGACCCUGGCCAUUACCGCUUGUUGGAAAUCUUCUCAUAAUGGAUCAGAAAAGGCCUUACAGGACCAUGUUGAAAUUGUCCAAACAGUAUGGUCCUGUCUUCAGCCUCCAAAUGGGAUUCCAGAAGAUGGUGGUCCUGACUGGGUACGAGACAGUAAAAGAGGCUUUGGUCAACCAGGCUGAUGCAUUUGCGGAGAGACCUCUCAUCCCAAUCUUUGAAGAACAUGCAAAUGGCUAUGGUAUCCUUUUUUCUCAUGGUGAGAACUGGAAAGUGAUGCGGCGGUUUGCCUUAUCUACACUGCGAGAUUAUGGAAUGGGCAAGAGAUCGACAGAAGACAAAAUUGUUGAGGAGUGCAAUGUCCUGGUAAAGAAGUUUGAAUCUUAUGAAGGUAGGCCUUUUGAGGCAACCACAAUUAUGAACGCAGCUGUUGCAAAUAUUAUAGUGUCCAUUCUGCUUGGGAAGCAAUUUGAAUAUGAAGAUCCCAUAUUUCAACGCUUACUGCAAUUACUCAAAGAAAAUAUACAGCUUUUUGGAAGCCCCACAGUCAUGCUGUAUAACAUGUUUCCUGCAUUUGGCUUCCUUUUUGGUGCUCGUAAGACCAUCCUUAAUAACAGAGAUGAGUUGCAUGCCUUUAUAACAACCACUUUCAUAAAUCAUCUAAGAAAUCUGGAUAAAAACAAUCAGCGGAGCUUCAUUGAUACAUUUCUCAUCCAGCAACAAGAGGAGAAGGGAAAGAACAAUGGUGGCCAUUUCAAUAACGAAAAUCUAAAAAAUGUUGUGGUAAAUUUCUUUGCUGCUGGCAUGGAUACCACUUCUACUACUCUGCGCUGGGGUCUCUUGAUAAUGAUGAAGUACCCCGAAAUUCAGAAAAAAGUCCAAGCAGAGAUUGAUGAUGUUGUCGGAACUGCUCAGCCCAGGACUGAACACCGAAUAAGAAUGCCAUACACAGAUGCCGUAGUCCAUGAAGUUCAAAGGUUUGUCGAUAUUGUCCCGACCAAUUUGCCACAUGCAACUACUACGGAUGUUACUCUCAAAGGCUACUUCAUUCCAAAGGGAACUCAUGUCAUUCCGUUGCUGACCUCUGUGCUCCAUGACGAAUCUCAAUGGGAGAAGCCUCAUGAGUUCUAUCCCGAGCAUUUUCUCGACUCUGCAGGGAAGUUUGUCAAAAGAGAUGCAUUCAUGCCUUUCUCUGCAGGGCGCAGGAUAUGUGCAGGUGAGACCUUGGCCAAAAUGGAGCUCUUUCUGUUCUUUACAAGCCUCCUGCAGAGAUUUACCUUCCAGCCACCUCCUGGAACUUCUAAAGAAGACCUGGAUUUCACCCGAGCAAUUGGGUUGACAACACCUCCCAUGCCCUUCAAUUUGUGUGCUCUGCCUCGAUGAGAUAUCUCAAACUCACAGAAUACUUAAGCUGUAUUUUGAACAUCCAUAAGUAAUUUUGCCUAGCAAGGUAAUUUGGGCGAAGCAGCCUUCUGGUUGAAUUGACCUAUCUUUAAUCAUAAAUCUCAAAUGUCCCUUGUGCCAUUAUUGCUGUUUGAAUACCACUCAAAAGAAGAAAAAGAAAAUGGAAAAGGAAAAAAGCACAACUUAGUGGAGUUGGCCUGUAGGAUUUUGGUUCCUGUGCCAUUUGCUACAGAGUCAAAAUCAAGGCUUUGCAUAUGUAUUGUAGUCUCUACAUAGUGUAGUUCUUGCUUUUGCUUCUAGAUCAUAUUAAAGUGUGACAAAUCAAAUUUGUUUCUGGUUCACAUCAAGGUCUGACAGAAUUUUGACAAUGUAAAGUUUGUACAUGCUGAGGAAAAACAAACCCAUUUGCUGUAUUGAGCACUGGCUAAGAUAAAGAAAUGGCAGAAUCUUCCUUCCAGAAUGCAGGAUAAAUAAUACUUG
Pogona vitticeps (central bearded dragon) is the source of this 2053-nucleotide messenger RNA. Its product is annotated as cytochrome P450 2K1. Gene Ontology annotation, molecular function: oxidoreductase activity, acting on paired donors, with incorporation or reduction of molecular oxygen, reduced flavin or flavoprotein as one donor, and incorporation of one atom of oxygen; heme binding; iron ion binding. The record is from RefSeq and is a predicted model, not a curated record. Lineage: Eukaryota; Metazoa; Chordata; Lepidosauria; Squamata; Agamidae. Gene Ontology annotation, cellular component: intracellular membrane-bounded organelle; cytoplasm. Gene Ontology annotation, biological process: xenobiotic metabolic process.